CUACAUUAUUCAUUUGCCCAAAGAUUUGCCGAAGAAAUGUACAGCUUUACCUACAAUAGAAAAUAGCUUUGACUUGUAACUUUUAUGUAUUGUGGAAUUUAAAUCGUAUCUGCUUAUGAAAGAAAGAGAAGACCUGGAUUAUAAAUUCUCAGGAAACGUCCUUGCAAUGGGAGCAAAUGAGUACGAUUGAGGAUGUAAAUCCGUGGCAGUUGUUAGCAACAGGAGCAGCAUCCUUCCACACUGGAAUCACUCUUUGAAAGAAGGAAAUAAAAGGCGGAAUAUUUGAUCACCAGCAAGAACUACCAUCCACACGGAACAUAAUGCCAGGCUUAUUAAAUCAAUCCACAUGGGCACCUCUCCCUUUGAAAGCUUCCUGCAUCAAAGCCUGCAUUAAUGGUUACUCACUCAGGGUAUCUGCAAGACUCACCUACACCAACCCAGAAGCGGAACCAAUUGAAGGGGUGUUUGUUUACCUGCUGGAGGAAUCCGAAACAGUGGUCGCCUUUGAAGCUUUGACAGCAGGAAAAUCUGUAACGAUUCAGAUAAAGAAUCGGGGUAGAGCAGAAGAUUGCUGUUUUGACUGUUGCAGCCAUGUAAACCUAGCUCUACAGUGUAACAAUGGUCAUCUGAUAUUGGAUGAAGAUAUGCAGAGAACAACCUUCAUCGUUAGCACUGGGAUGAUUGGCUCUCUGGAAACCAUGACAAUAUUUCUCAGUACCACAGUGGAACCUCAGACACAACAAAAUGGCACAAUGGAAGUGGUAUUCUCUUCUGUGUUAAUGCCUCUGGUGUGCAGCAAUGAGGGGAAGAUUGAGUCUGCAAAAAGUGAUGAACAAGAUUUUAGCUCAACUGGUUGUUUUGGAGCAGGAGGGUUGAAAGCAGAAAAGUCCUCGACUGGUGGACACCGCAGUUUACCAGAGAUCGUAACUGAACAAGUAUUAAACCCAGUACCAUAUGAAUUUAGCUUUGAGAUGUUGGUGCGAGGUCCCUGUCUCCUAGCAGGUGUGGAGAGUCCCACACAUGCACUGAGGGCUGGUGCAGAUCCUAUUGCCAGGUCAGCUUCAACACUGUAUGUCACGUUGGCAGAGAAACACCAGUACGAUAGAAACCUCAAAAUUAUUCUACAUCCAUGUGAGCCUCAUGUUCCACACAUUUUGCUGGAGAAAGGUAGCAUGAGUUUUGAGGAGUAUGAAUGGCAUAUUAAAAGUAGACGGGACUUCAGCAGAGUCAUAAAGAAAGACUCUAACACAGAUAAAAAGGUUGAUUUUGUGCGGAAGCGCUUUCAUAAAGACAUCACAUUCAAUCCUGUGCUGAUGCUGAACUUCUGCCCGGACCUUCAAAGCGUCCCAAUGGAUUUUGGAAACGUGACCAGAGAAAUCAUCUUCCUUAUCGACAGAAGUGGCAGCAUGAGUGGCAUUAAUAUAGAGAAAAUAAAAGAAGCCAUGGUAGUUGUCAUUAAAAGUUUACCACCUGGAACAUUACUGAACAUCAUUGGCUUUGGCUCAAAUGUGCGGACUCUCUUCUCUUCCAGCCGACCGUGUAAUGAUGAGACUUUAUGUUUGGCCUGUGAAUAUAUUCAGAGGAUGAGGGCUGACAUGGGUGGCACUAACGUUCUUGGCGCAUUAUCCUGGAUUUUCAAGCAGCCAAUGCGUCGAGGCUACCCAAGACAGCUCUUUAUUUUGACGGAUGCCACAGUCAGACAUGCUGGGAAGAUUAUCGAGCUGGUGCGAAAAAAUGCCAAUUCUGCAAGAUGUUUCAGUUAUGGGCUGGGACCUAAUGCCUGCAAACGGUUGUUGCAUGGUGUUGCAAAGGCUACGGGCGGAACUGUUGAAUUUUUCAAUGAAGGUGAACGACUACAACCAAAAUUAAUGAAAUCAUUAAAGAAAGCUAUUGAGCCUGCUCUGAGUGACAUUACCAUUGAAUGGUAUCUCCCAGAUACUUUAGAAGUUCUCCUUUCUCCAAGUGAAAUUGGACCUUUGUAUCCAGGGGACCAUCUGAAUGGCUAUGGUGUCAUUUAUGAUCUUUCUGGAUUUCAGAGGAAGAAGAAUGUGGUGAAGCAGCACACCUCUAAAACAGCUCUAAAAGGGUCAACCAAUUCAAUUUUUCAGGCUCAAGAUGAGUCUUCUACAUCAAUCUUGACUGAUGGAAUCAAACCGUCUUUCCCGGUUGAAAAGAAUGACAUUGAGCAAGCCUUAAAGGACAUUUCUCGUGAGAUUUCAAUAGAGUUUUCAGGUUCUAAUGCUGAGGAGAAUGAAAAAUGUAAGGACUCAGAGACUGAUCCACUUAAUGAUUUACGGAGGCGUAUAUCCCAUUCCUCAUACAUCCAGGAGCAAUACAAACUGACACACUGUUCCAUCUGCAGUGAUAAAGGAAUUGGGGUGCAAAGUACACCUACCCGUGGCUCAAAUAGCAGUGACUCUACAGAGCCUCAGGAUAUUGACAGGGGAACAACAUCCCUCCCGUAUGGUUUGGAAAACAUUGCACAUCACGGACAGAAAGGUUUGCUGCACUGGGAAUCACCAAUAAAAGCAGCAUCUAAUUUUGAAUUAGUUGAUGAUAAAGACGCAGUAGGCAUUGACCAUUCUUCAGAUGAAGCAAGAAGGAAAAGAAAACUGAUAGCACAAGCAGCCUUGUCUGGCCGGAGUUUCUCUUCACCAAAUGGUCAGCUGGAUAUGUGUCAUCUACGCAAGGCCUUGGAGAAGGUUUCCACAGACCAAAUUGUAAAUUGGUCAGUCGGGGGAAGAAUGAAUGACAUUGGUUGUGAAUCCCAACAAUUUCAAGCUGAUGGUUUCUCCAUGCGGAACCUCAAUGAUUCCAACAACCUGCUGUUUCAAAUGCCCACUCCCGACUGGGACACUUUCUUUGAUCCUGAGAAUCUUUUUUCCCCAGUGGCCUCGGAGGAUCCGGGUUUAAGUGAAGUGAAUGAUGUGCCCAUAAUGCAGUGUAAAUCAGUGAUUCAUGGCUUGAUCUGUGGGAAGUCAGUCACCUGGGAGGUAACAGCUAACCUUUCCUCCCUCUACCAUGCACCGUCAGAACAGGAAUCAACACAACUUACUGAAAAUCCAUGGGAUGAGAUCCUCCAUCAGCUGACUGCACAAUCAGUUAUCAGAGACUUUGAAAAUAUGGCUGAGAAAGAGAGUGAAAUUGAAUAUGGAUCAUCUCGAAGAUACCGCCUGAAAACCAUUCAGACAAGCAGAGCAUGUAAUAGCCUGUCCAAGUACACAACCAUCAUCCCGAUAAAUGCUGUCACACAGAAAUCUUUACCAUCGUAUGUUGAAGUGAGAAACGCAGGAAGUAAAUUCAACCAAACUCGAGGCUUUUGCUCAGGAACCAAGCGGCAGAGAAGUUAUUCUGUUGGAUUGGGCCGAAGGCACUCAAGCCAAGAUUCUGAGGACUUGGAUGAUUUGCUCAUAUCAACAGAUAUUAAUUUACGAAGACUGCUGUACUUUUCAGAAAAAGAGGAAAUUCCAGCUUCACCAACCAGCAUGGGCUCUUCCUCAUCCUCCGGCUGGGAAAGACAAAGUGUCUUAGACGACACAGCUAAUCCCCACUGUGAGGAGGUCAUCAUGAAAAUACUUGACUGGGAGGCUGAAGUGUUUGGAGAGAACAAUGAUCCUGAAUGCCCAUAUGCCCUGAUAGAGGAAUCAAGUAUCUGUGCACUGCAAGGUUUAUCUCAACUCUCUGAGCCUCCCAUGACAAUUGAACCAGACAUCAGCCCGGUUAUAGAUUCUUCAAAGAAUUUUAAUGAGUUUAAGAGGGAGGCACAGUGUAAUGCACAAAGUCCAUCAACAGUCUUGGUACGAUCACAAAAAUCAUUUGAAAGUUUCUUUGGAUCCAGAUUUAACCUGGGAAGAUCCAGAAGCCCUAGUCAGACGGGGAAAUACAUACCAAUAAAACCCAACUGUUUGUCUGCCAAACUGGAUACCACUCCUGAAAAAGUGAUUAGUGAUUAUCUGCCACUGGUGCAAUUACAAUUGGCAUCUGGAGCAUUUCUUCUUAAUGAAGCCUUUUCUGAAGCUGUUCAGAUUCCCCUGGAUCGACUGAGAAGAGCUUCACCAUUUCCAUGUCACCGAGCAAGUCUCAGCCCAACUUCACGAUGUACAUCAUCACAUACAUCGAGUAGCAAAACUGAAACUUCCCUCAAAAUGGAGACCUCUAUCCACAGUCAAAAUGAGACUGAAUCUAAUGCUCGUAAGAACUUUCAGUUAGUGUCUGAAAAUGAUCAAGGAAGUAAUGAAAGAAAUAGAGAAAUUUCAAAGAAAAUUACAUGGUCACAUCUUGAAGGUGUUUUGGAUGUUACUAAUUCUCCAGCAAGCCUUGACAAUUCAUUCAGUGCUAGUACUGAAGGUCUGAGCACCAGCCUUCAGCAAGAUGACAGUGGCAGGGGCUCUGAAACAGAUCCAUAUGAAAACUCACCUGUCACUUCAGAAACCAGUGGUGCCUUUUACGAGUCGGUAAGUGAUCUGAAUACGCAGUGCUAUGAUGUGGAAGGGAUGAGCUGGGCAACUGCUGUGGCACUGGGAUGGCUCGAACAUCAGUGUGCCGGUUACUUUCUGGAAUGGGAGCUCAUUGCUGCCAAGGCAGACACAUGGUUGCACUCACAGCAGCUUCCUGAACAUCAAACUGUCAAUGGUUUGAAGGGAGCAACUCGACAACUUUUCCUCCUGCUUCGUCACUGGGAUGAGAAUAUUAAGCUUAAUAUGUUGUGUUAUAACCCCAAUAAUAUGUAAAUAUACAUCUUCAAUGAAAAUGUGUACUUUAUAAAAAAUUUAAAUUGUAGCACAGAAAAUGUGUACUUUAUAAAAAAUUUAAAUUGUAGCACAGAAAUUUAAAUUAUAAUGCCUGACUUGAAAAGCAAAUACAUAAAAACAACUGUUGUGACUUUGGAUGAAUUAUUGCUUUCUGCUAUUUAAGUGAUCAUUGUGACUGUAGCAUUCUAUUAAUUAAAAAAAAUGUGGUGCAGAUUUCAAAAUAAAUACUUCCUUUCUACCAUACAUAUGAAAAAGAUUCUGAUACUGAUUGUUGAAUUAUAAAUAUCAUAACAGGCCUUGAUUUAUAUAAUAUUCUUGAAAUAAAUGACA
Molecule: messenger RNA, 5081 nt
Organism: Chiloscyllium plagiosum (whitespotted bambooshark)
Lineage: Eukaryota; Metazoa; Chordata; Chondrichthyes; Orectolobiformes; Hemiscylliidae
Source: RefSeq, a predicted model, not a curated record